CAUCUUCCCAGUGUCAAUUUUGCAAUCGAGAAGGGCUUUGUUGUUCAAUGUCAGCUGGGACAACAGCGAGCUGGAUUAAGUCCCCGUUCGAUGGUCGAAGAGGUCCUGAUUACUCUAGCAUAAGAUUCUGAGUGAGAGGAAUGCCCUUUUGGAUGCUCAGACAAAAAAAUGUGCUGUGAUUUUUGGCACUCAGUCAAUUUGAUCUGAUUAGCUAAUAAUGGCUUAUUUGCCUUGUAGUUGUCAUAGUAUUAUCAGCAGUCGCAGAUAUAUGGGCAUGAAUUCAGGAAUCGAUUCAGUGAUUGUGACCUCAGGCUUCAUAAGCUUUAAAUCCAGGAGUCUUUUCUUUGGAUCCAUGCAGCCUUAUUGGUUGCCUACAGGGCAGGAGCUAUCUCUUUCAAAAGUUCGUGUUUCUGCAGAUUACUCAGACUCGCUGCCUGAUUCACCUAGGCAUGUGGGAAAUCGAGGUUAUCAUCCUCUUGAAGAAGUGAAAGACCAUGAAAGGAACAAGGAUAUGCUGCUCACAGAUGUUGAAAUAGCUAGGACAACUGUUGAGGCCAAUAGCAAGGCAUUGCUUGUAUUUCCUGGAAGGGUACACAGUGAACCACAUGGACAUGUCUCAUGGGCUGAAUAUCAGUAUGUAAUCGAUGAUUAUGGAGAUAUAUUUUUUGAAUUCUUUGAUGAUGACAACAUCUUGCAAGACCGUGCUGCCAACAACCCUGUGACAAUGCUGAUUGGGAUGGAUGCUCCUAUCUAUGGAGAAAACAAGAUGGCAACUAUUAAUCUUGGUGACCAUAUGGAUGAUGACUAUAUCAUUGAUGUAUCAUUUGAUGAUGAUCAUAAUGAGAUCGGUGAUACAGAAAUAACUGAUACUCUUAUAAAGUGGGGGAUGCCAGAUACAUUGCGUUGGGUUCAUCCAAUGUAUUUUGCAAAAUGUUUGUCGAAGGCAGUUAAUACCAAGCAGGAGAGGAAGAUGGACCGGCCAUCAAAUGGCCUCUCUAUUGUGGGAUGUCUCAGACCUGCUUUUAUAGAUGAAGAAUCUUAUUUAAGGAGAUUAUUCCACAGUAAUGAUGGUGAUGAUUAUAUGUCAGAUUGGAGAGCCCUAUCCCCAAAUCCUGCAGAUGAAUCUGAGAAAGAAGAAGAACAAGUGGCUGGGACAUAUGACUUAGUUGAUGGUGAAAUGUUGAGAUUUAAUUCCAAAUAUGAUGGAGGCAACAUUAGUUCAACUCUCUACAAAUUGGAAAUUAUGUCAAUGGAGCUACAUUCUGUAUAUGGUGGCCAGUCCAUGAUUAGUCUGCAAGAUUUUCAGGAUGCUGAACCUGAUGUUCUUGCACAUUCUGCUUCGGCAAUUAUAGAACGCAGUAAUGAGUAUGGAGUGCAGUGCAAUGCUGCUCUCAGAUCCCUCUGUCGCAGGAGGAAGGGACUUGUUGUUGAGAGAGCAAAUCUGAUCGGUGUCGACAGUCUUGGCAUGGACGUAAGAGUGUUUUCUGGAAUGGAAGCCCAAACUAUUCGUUUUUCAUUUAAUGCUCGAGCUACGUCCGAGAGUGCAGCUGAAAAGAAGAUCAAGCGAAUGCUUUUCCCACGCUAUUACCGUAAAAAGUUAAGAACUCCAAGUGAUGGUGUGAGGGACUCAUAAAUUUUAAAUGUUUCCUUUAUCCUAUAGCCAGGCUCAUAGUUAAAAAUGAUCAUGUUAAUUCUUUAGUAAUAUUAAGUGUGCUUUGUAUUGUUAUGCACACAUGCACUUGUCUACUUCCAACAGCACAUAAAACCAGGAACAGAAUACCUGCAUGAGGCUUCUCACUGUUUGUGAACUUCAGAAAGCGCAGUCUAAGUACCAAAUAAUCAUGCCAUUUUGGUGGCAAGAGUUUGAGUUUGUUGCUAUGUUAGUGAAAAUAUUUGUUCAAUAAAAUUAAUUUGGUUAGAGAUGAUUUUGUCA
Phoenix dactylifera (date palm) is the source of this 1933-nucleotide messenger RNA. NCBI's taxonomy places the organism in Eukaryota, Viridiplantae, Streptophyta, Magnoliopsida, Arecales, Arecaceae. The record is from RefSeq and is a predicted model, not a curated record.